Messenger RNA from Myotis lucifugus (little brown bat), 2257 nucleotides. It is a transcript of the gene GPR83, whose product is annotated as G protein-coupled receptor 83. The record is from RefSeq and is a predicted model, not a curated record. The transcript has 3 exons. Gene Ontology annotation, biological process: neuropeptide signaling pathway. Gene Ontology annotation, cellular component: membrane. Lineage: Eukaryota; Metazoa; Chordata; Mammalia; Chiroptera; Vespertilionidae. Gene Ontology annotation, molecular function: neuropeptide Y receptor activity. Bases 298 to 1050 code for a protein of 250 amino acids.
GUUUCCAAGAUCAUAUGCCUGGCGAAUAAUGAAGCUGGGAUUAGACUGAGGUCUCUCUGGCUCCAAGCGCAUUCUCUGAUCAUCAUCCACCCUGCUCUAGAAGACUCAAGGCCACCUGCAAGGCCAAUGUCAUAGGGCCACCAGGACAAAGAGAGGUAGAACUGAUGCUGAGUAGCCCCGAGAGGUGCCACAGGACUAAGAGGCUUCAAGAUGCAGAUGCAAAGAUGCAGCUUUAUAUGAGGAAGAAGUGGCUAAUGGAAGAUUUCGAAGAACACACAGCUGCCUGGGGAGGUCAUUAUGCAUCCAUUGAAACCCCGGAUCUCCAUCACAAAAGGUGUCAUCUACAUUGCAGUCAUCUGGACCAUGGCUACCUUCUUUUCACUCCCACAUGCUAUCUGCCAGAAAUUAUUUACCUUCAAGUACAGUGAGGACAUUGUUCGCUCCCUAUGCCUGCCAGACUUUCCUGAGCCAGCUGACCUCUUCUGGAAGUACCUGGACUUGGCCACCUUCAUCCUGCUUUACAUCCUACCCCUCCUCAUCAUCUCUGUAGCCUAUGCCCGUGUCGCCAAGAAGCUGUGGUUGGGCAACACAAUCGGUGAUGUGACCACGGAGCAGUACCUGGCCCUGCGGCGCAAGAAGAAGAAGACCAUCAAGAUGCUGAUGCUGGUGGUGGUCCUCUUUGCCCUCUGCUGGUUCCCCCUGAACUGCUAUGUCCUCCUCCUGUCCAGCAAGGUCAUCCAUACCAACAAUGCCCUCUACUUCGCCUUCCAUUGGUUUGCCAUGAGCAGCACCUGCUACAACCCCUUCAUCUACUGCUGGCUUAACGAGAACUUCAGGGUGGAGCUGAAGGCAUUACUAAGCAUGUGCCAGAGGCCACCCAAGCCUCAGGAGGAGAGGCCACCCUCUCCAGUCCCUUCCUUCAGGAUGGCUUGGACAGAGAAAGGCAAGGGGCGGAGGGCUACACUAGCCAACAACCUCCUGCCCUCCCCGCAACUCCAGUCUGGGAAGACAGACCUAUUGUCUGUGGAGCCCAUUGUGGCGAUGAGUUAGAGGAGGGUGAGAAGAGGCAGAGGGGAGGGCUCUGUCUACAGCUGAGAUUGGGAGAGAGCCUGAGGACAGAGCCUGGAAAAGAGCCUGUCCUCUCAUACAUGACCUUCACCAUGCUGGAAACAAGUUCCUACAGAAGCCGUAGGACUCUUGACUUCCUAGGAAACUGCUUAGCUUCCUGGCCACAUUUGAUGUGAAGACUAAAAGGCACCUACCAACUAGACAUAUGUUUGUGAAUUUCUGUCUAAGAAAUGCUAUGAGGAAUAUCACCCUGGUUCCUGAGCCAGAGAACAAGACAACUUCAGCCCAGAUGGAGGCUCAGUGAGUCAACUGCCUCCAACUGUCAGGCAGCUGCCUUACCUCCCUCCCUGCCACUGAGCAUCCUUAAGGACACCUGAGUCAUAUUUGGGUGUGGCUUACCCAGAUGCACAGAGCUGUGCUUGAAGAAACUCAUUGCAUAGUGCAAGGUUAGCGAACCAGAGUUGGCACGGAUGUUUUCACGCCUCACUUUCUGAAGUCAUAGGACCAGGAUGGAUCACAAUUUUGUGGUAGCCUGGCCUGAUAUUUGAUAAGAAGGGAACAAUUUGGUUGCUUAAAACAACAACAAAAAUUACUAUUAAAACUUUGGAAAAUUCAGAAAAGCACAAAGAAGAAAAUAAAAAUCACCCCCUUCUCCCUACGUGUGAUAAACUGUUAGCUGUGGAUUUAUUUGCAACUUUUUCUUUUGUGCCUGUGUGUGAUUCAUUUCAUGAUGAACUGCACUUUUCCAUGCACAGAUAAGCAAGAAACGGGCGCAGAAGAGAACUCUUGAGCCUCUCUCCCAGGAAUAGUGUCCACCACUAACAGAAGAGUUGGAAGACGAGGUGGGAGAGGAGCUCCAGGAGAAGACUGUCACAGAGCAGACAGACUGCCUUCCUCUUGUAGUCAGUGGUGAGGGGGGCCUGGCUGAAGUAACUCUUUUCAGAUGGUGGCCAUUGUGAUGAGCUGGGAACAAAGCUCAUCCAAGAGCCACAAUUCCUUCUCUCCUGGAAUCACACAGAAUGGGAGGCGGAAAGCCUUGCCCUGCUUUCACAGGAGAUGAGGGAGCAGACUUUCCAACAUGCUGGAAAUCAUUGUUAGACACCUCACACACCCCCUCCCCCCCAAUCUAUCUAGAGAGGCCAUUUCUCUGUGUUGCCUAAAUAAUAAGGCUUCUUUAUUUUCUUCAUUG